This is a messenger RNA of Dryobates pubescens (Downy woodpecker), 1827 nucleotides long. It is a transcript of the gene IST1, whose product is annotated as IST1 factor associated with ESCRT-III. The coding region runs from base 93 to 1190 and encodes 365 amino acids. NCBI's taxonomy places the organism in Eukaryota, Metazoa, Chordata, Aves, Piciformes, Picidae. The record is from RefSeq and is a predicted model, not a curated record. Gene Ontology annotation, biological process: protein transport. The transcript has 10 exons.
CGUGGAUCCCUCCGCGCUAGGGAGGUGGUGCGGCCGGGGUCCGCCAUUUUGGUUACCUGAAGCCUGCGCGGAAGGGCGGCCGAGUGUUUAUCAUGUUGGGCUCUGGGUUCAAGGCAGAGCGCUUGCGAGUCAACCUGCGCCUCGUCAUAAAUCGUCUCAAACUGCUGGAGAAAAAGAAGACUGAGCUGGCCCAGAAGGCAAGGAAGGAGAUUGCAGAUUAUCUGGCAGCGGGGAAAGAUGAGCGUGCCAGGAUUCGUGUGGAGCAUAUCAUCCGUGAAGAUUACCUUGUGGAGGCCAUGGAGAUCCUGGAGCUGUACUGUGAUCUGCUGCUAGCACGCUUUGGCUUGAUUCAGUCCAUGAAGGAGCUGGACUCUGGCCUGGCAGAAGCAGUGUCUACACUGAUCUGGGCUGCACCACGACUCCAGUCAGAAGUGGCUGAGUUAAAGAUUGUUGCUGACCAGCUGUGUGCCAAGUACAGCAAGGAGUAUGGGAAGCUGUGCCGGACAAACCAGAUUGGGACAGUCAAUGACAGGCUCAUGCACAAGCUGAGUGUGGAGGCACCACCCAAGAUACUGGUGGAGAGAUACCUCAUUGAGAUUGCUAAGAACUACAAUGUGCCCUAUGAACCUGACUCCGUGGUGAUGGCUGAAGCUCCUGCAGGUGGAGAGGCAGACCUGAUUGAUGUGGGCUUCACAGAUGAUGUGAAGAAGGGUGGUCCUGGAGGAGGAGGAGGUGGUGGAUUUACAGCCCCAAUGCUUGGUCACGAUGGAUUAGUACCCAUGCCAGUGAUGAUGCCUAUGCCCAUGCCAACACCAAAUCCACCCUUUUCUUAUCCACCUCCAAAGGGACCGGAGAACUUCAAUGGCCUACCAGUGGGGACCUACCAGCCUUUUAGUAACAUACAUCCACCACCAAUUCCAGCAACUCCUCCAACAUAUGAGUCUAUCGAUGAGCCCAGUGCUGACAAGGAUGCCUCUGCGCCAGUGGUGGGGCCUGGGCCCAAGUCAGAAGCUUCUCCUAAACCCAAAGUUGGAGCUCCUAAUACCGUCGAUAACUUUGUACUGCCUGAAUUGCCAUCCGUGCCAGACACGCUGCCCACAGCAUCUGCUGGUGCCAACUCUUCUGCCUCUGAAGACAUUGACUUUGAUGAUCUUUCUCGGAGAUUUGAGGAGCUAAAGAAGAAAACAUAAAACUGGGCUGUAAGCCCAGUGUGUGGGGCAGGAGCUCUGACAGCUGCUUCUCUCUGAAAAACACUCCCCUUGAAACUGGUUUCCUCUAUUAACCUCAAAUGAACACGCUCUUCUUUUCGAGCUCUCUUCCUGCUGUACUUAAACCAAGUGCUGCCACUUUCCUGAUCAUUGUUGCUCCAGGAGGUGAGACAUGGGGAAUCUUGUUAGGCUGGUGCAGGGAAUAGCUCUGUCCAGUCUGGGUAGCUGUACAGAAAAGCUGUACUGAUCUUCUGGGUGCUGUUUCUGGCUCUCUGCUCCUCCCACAGGGAAGGGAGGCGAAGUCUGAGACAGGAUAGGGCUUUCUCCUCUGACCUAGUGGGCUUAAGGGCAGCAGCAUCCACGCACUGCCACUCUGCUGUGGCUUGUGCAGUGGGGAUGGUUAAGUCCCUGUUGUAGGACCUUUGGCUAGUGGGGGCUGUGGUGGGGAAUAUGAUGAGGAGGAAUAGUAUUGCCCUUUGAGGGUGUGCAGGAUGCUGGCACUUCGGCCAUCUCACUCUCCUGGUUCUGGUUUGCCUAAUGUUCUCUUUGGCUCUCACUUGGGGAGUCCUCCCUGGCUGUCCUGGUGUUCUUGGCAGGGAGUCUACCCUGCUCACAGAAG